This is a messenger RNA of Nicrophorus vespilloides, 1656 nucleotides long. RefSeq names its product adult-specific cuticular protein ACP-20-like. The record is from RefSeq and is a predicted model, not a curated record. Bases 1071 to 1472 code for a protein of 133 amino acids. Gene Ontology annotation, cellular component: extracellular matrix. NCBI's taxonomy places the organism in Eukaryota, Metazoa, Arthropoda, Insecta, Coleoptera, Silphidae. The transcript is spliced from 4 exons.
AGCCGCCCCCGGAAAUGAGUAUAACGUAUUUUCUUUUUCUAUUACUAUUUCGUUCCUCGAACAGCAAUCAUAUUAAACAACAAACAGCGAACUAUAAUACAAAGCUUUCACUUAAAAAUUUUGCAUGUCCAUAGACCAUAUGUGCAAGUUUUUAAAGAGAGAGAAACUUAUGAAGAAAAUGAGAGAUAAUAAAACAACUAGGAUUACGCAACACUGCAAGAAGAGGGAGGAGGUCGCAUCUGUUGGAAACACGAUUACGAGAAAAAUUAGGUUGACACUAAUUGAAGCCACCUGUCAUUCAUGAAUUUGCAUUUAAUCCAUGCAUAAACGGCGCAUUGAUUUCUGUAAUUUACACGGCGGAUGCCGAUCGAAUAAGCACUGUAUUUCCUGGUCUUGUGGUUUUCAUUCCUGUUCGAAACCAAAUAUUUGCAGAGAUAUCGAUAAAUAUGUUCUUGGCAAUUAGUGGUUAUUAUGAAGACAGUCUGCAGUUGGAGUGUACUUAGUUGAAUGGAUUUUAUUAUAAAGCUUGUAUCUUAAGUAGAAGACUUUGUUGCAUCAUCACAUUAACAUAUUAUAAUAGAAUGCUUUACCGCAUUGUGCGGGUAUUGUAUUCCACCAAUAUCCCGCACUGUUUGAAACCGGACAAAUCAAGGACCGUACUAUAGUCCUGCGGUCGCCAAUCUUUGGUUCGCGAGAGAAUUUUGGUAACUUGACUAUAUUUGCAAUUUUUGCCAAUUUUUUUACAUGGAGUGUAAAAAUAAAUUAUCAUUUCAUAUUUAGUAUAUUAGUUUUAUGAAAUAAAUCAUGGUGGUUCGCAGGAUUCGAUAUUUUGAGCUGACGACCACUGAUAUAGUGAAACCGCACUGAUCGACGCCGUACUAUGCGAGGAUCUCUUCCGAAGCAGAAAUAUCGAAAAUAAAUAGCGGGUGAAAGUUAAGUAUGUGCGCGGCACACGCACUGGCAAUAGGGUGGGAAAGAUCAGUAUAAAAACCCCAACAGGCCGAUCGGAAGACAUCACACAUACAACAGCUUCAGCUCUACCAAUAACGUGAACAACAAAAAUUACAAACAUGAGCCAAUACUUAGUUGUCGUUUGUUUGAUCGCCUUGGCUGUUUAUGCCAAUGCUGGUAUUAUCCAUGGAGGAUACGAAGGUGGAUACGAGAGCCAAGGGUUGGACAGUGGUUACGGAGGUGGAGACUCCGGGCACGGACAUGAAGAUUAUCAUGACCAUCCUAAAUACAAAUUCAAUUAUGCCGUCCACGACCCGCAUACCGGAGAUGAGAAGCAACACCACGAAGAGCGUGAUGGCGACCAGGUCAAGGGAACAUAUACCCUGAAGGAAGCUGAUGGUACCACAAGAGUGGUUGAAUAUAAGGCUGAUAAGCAUAACGGAUUCAACGCCGUUGUUCAUAAAUUGGGACAUCCAACUCACGGAGGACAAGGAUCCGGUCAUUAUGGCGGUCACUACUAAGCCUAUAAAUGCAAUUUUACAUGAUUACUAAAACCAAAAUUCCAGACUGGUGAAUAUUGUGAAUAUCCGGUUUAGAAUUUCUGAAAAAUGCACCUGUAAAUAAGAAUUUGCGCCCUUUGUUUUGUAAAUAUUUGUUUUGUUAAUUCGAUUUGUAGCACUUAAUAAACAGUUUUAUAUGGAUCAA